Polyodon spathula (Mississippi paddlefish) is the source of this 2415-nucleotide messenger RNA. Its product is annotated as forkhead box protein L2-like. Gene Ontology annotation, biological process: cell differentiation; anatomical structure morphogenesis; regulation of transcription by RNA polymerase II. The record is from RefSeq and is a predicted model, not a curated record. The coding region runs from base 139 to 969 and encodes 276 amino acids. Lineage: Eukaryota; Metazoa; Chordata; Actinopteri; Acipenseriformes; Polyodontidae. The transcript has a single exon. Gene Ontology annotation, molecular function: DNA-binding transcription factor activity, RNA polymerase II-specific; RNA polymerase II cis-regulatory region sequence-specific DNA binding.
UUGUACUUAAGCGAGGAGUGGAGCUAAGCAUUAAAUUACAGGAAAAGCUACAGGUAGCAAUCUUGAUCUCCUGCGAAGUUUAAUUUUUUAUAACUUCAGAUUUGGGGGUGUUUCUUUGAGGCAACCAAACAAAUCGCCAUGGAAACGUCUCAAGACAACGAGAAAUUUAGCAGCCGGCACCCCGAGAUCGUGAGCUGUAGUAAGGACGCUGGCAGCAGGACUACCCAGGACCGAGCCGAGCUGGAGGAGGACUCUGAAAAAGCCGACCUCAGUCAGAAGCCACCCUACUCGUACGUAGCUCUGAUCGCUAUGGCUGUCCGGGAGAGCCCGGAGAAAAAGCUCACCCUCAGCGGGAUUUAUCAGUUCAUAAUAAACAAAUUUCCAUAUUACGAGAAAAACAAGAAGGGUUGGCAGAAUAGCAUCAGACACAACCUGAGCCUCAACGAGUGUUUCGUUAAGGUUCCCAGGGAAGGCGGCGGGGAGAGGAAAGGUAACUUCUGGACUCUCGACUCGGCUUUUGACGAUAUGUUCGAUAAAGGAAAUUACCGGAGACGCAGACGAGUGAAAAGGCCAUACCGACCGCCAUCUGCUCCAUACGGGAAACCCUGCUUGAGUUACAACGAUCCGUACUAUCUGCAUCCUAACUCCAAGUACCUCCCGGCUGCUUUUGUCAAUAACUCGUGGUCGGUGGGACAGUCUACCCAGUUUGGACAGACGACCACGUCGUUGAGCUACCAGCAGUGCCAAGCCAGCAGCGGGAAUGCCAGCCCCGUGUCUAUGAAUGGAUAUGCCAGCCCCCUUCACCAGUCAUAUAACCCCUAUCACCGACACUUGGUUUCUGCGAUGGGAAAUCACUAUCCCUGUAUGACCCAGCAAAUCAGCCCGGGGGGAACGUCAGCGACUGCCAGCACUUACCAGUUGCCUGGUGCCAGGCAACCUGAAAUGCCUGUUAUGCAUUAUUGGGAUUAGGAGGAAAACGUUGAUACUGUUGAAGGACAGGUGCUGUUUUGGAUUAAUACAGACUGUGUGGUAACGUGCCAAACCAAGAUGAUUUGUGUCAACGUUAUUUUUAAAAGCAUUUGACAACCGUGGUUUAUUUUCAAAAGACUGGAGAGAAUCUUGCGCUUGGAUUGACCCGUCCCUUGUGCCGCCGAGGUUCACUUUUCAGCAAGACAACACUGUCCUUGUUCGGUUCGUGUUGAUUUGUCUUGUUGUCAGAUUUGAAUUGCAGUGAAUUGUUUUUUUUGUUUUUUUCUCCCUGUGUUAAACAUGUUCGUUUUAAUGUUAAAGAUCAUAAUUGUUUUGCUUGAAUUGAAUGUACAAAAAACCCUUUGUUUCUACAACCUUUUAAAAAAAAAAAAAAAGAAAAAAAUCGUUACAUGUAAAGGCAUUUUCACGUUGAAGGUUAACUUAAAUUUAUGUGCAUAGCACUUUUUUUAUAUUAGUAUUUCUGUUUUAAUAAAUGCUAAUGCUGGUUAAUGCACCUUCUGUGACUUGUGUAAUUUGAGGUUUAUCCAUCUUGUUUUUGCAAAAAAAAAAAAAAAAAUGUUGGGUUACUGUGGUAAAUUUAGUUUGCAAAAGAAAAUAAAAAGAGAAAUAUAUAUUUGAUAUUAACGAAUAAAACUUAACAUGUUAGACAACUCAAUUUGAAGACAAAAGUUGUCAAAAUAUGUAAUGCGUAUCUUUUAGCAUUGCUACAUAUUUUACAAUUUAGUGUUAUUCUGAGUUUAUAGGUAAAUUAUACAUUCACAUAUUUCAUGACAUGCAAGGCAACUCAAUCCGAUCAAUUACGCAUGCUUUCGAGUUUUUAUCGCAAAUUCUGUACACGAAGUUUUUAACUACAUUUCAUAUAUACUUUUUAAAUAUAUUUAUUUUCCAGUGUUCGAAAAAGUUGUUAAAUGCAUUAUAAAAAGGUCAGUAGCUUAUUUGUUCUACCUAUAGAAAAAAACAUUAACACAAGCCCAAAUAAACACGUAUUUCUCAGUGUCCUAUGUUUCACUGACAUGUAAAACGCAUAGCUGUUUACCUACCUGCUCACUAAUAACACAACAAUAACCACAAUAAGGGUUAAUCUUAUGAUUAUUAUAGCGAGAGAUUAUUAUUAAAUGUUUUAAGAGUAUUAUAAACAGUGAUGCGUCAAUCAACGUUUUUAGAAGAUUAAAAGACGUUAAAUUAAACCGGAAGGUUCGACAUUACAAAUUAAGGCAGAUUAUUUCACAAAAGCAUCGCUUAACUUUAAAAGAUACCACUGCAGGCUAUAAUAAUGUGUGUUUAUUUUAAUAAACCAAAACGUUACAAGCCUGCAUAUUUCAAAAACGCACCAGCACAGCAUUUCCAAGCUGUUGUCCAAUGCGUAUUUUUAGUUUGGUUGGUUAUUUCUGAAAAGGGUGCUGUAACAUUUGAGUAGCCGAUACU